Ahaetulla prasina is the source of this 810-nucleotide messenger RNA. RefSeq names its product TRAF interacting protein with forkhead associated domain (gene TIFA). The transcript has 2 exons. Bases 245 to 784 code for a protein of 179 amino acids. The record is from RefSeq and is a predicted model, not a curated record. Gene Ontology annotation, molecular function: protein binding. Gene Ontology annotation, biological process: canonical NF-kappaB signal transduction. Lineage: Eukaryota; Metazoa; Chordata; Lepidosauria; Squamata; Colubridae.
AAGGAGGAACUCUGGUUAUGCACCAGUAUUGAGACUCAUCCCCUUCCUAACGUUACCCCCUCCCCUUUCGCUGGGCGGGAAAAGGAAAGUACAGUAGGGGAUAUUUUUCUGCAAUUGCAGUUGCAGCGCGGCAUCCUUUCGCCACCCGGUUCCUGCCGCGAGACUGGUGGACCCGUUUUCUCACGCUCUCACAGCUGCUGCUGCUGAGAUCUCUUUGAAAAGGAUUUUCUGAAAUAGUAUUGCCAUGUCUGAUUUUGAAACGGAAGAUACUGAAGAGACUGUAACUUGUUUGCAAAUCACUAUUUAUCAUCCAAAACAAGAAGAAAAACCAGUCUUCCAUGCUUUAAGUUUCUGUCGCCAGCAACAGCUGAGAGCAGAUGACAUAGUGAAAUUUGGAAGAGAUUCAAACAUCUGUCGUUUUUAUUUUGUAGAUCCAAGGGUUUCACGUGUUCAGUUUUGCCUUCAGUUUUUCAGGCACUUCAACAGCUCAGAGUUUGGUUUUGAGAUUAAGAAUCUGAGCAAAAAGGGAAAGUUAUCUGUGGACGAUGUUGAACUGGCCUAUCUAAAUAAAGUCAAUCUUCCAGAUAAAUGUACGGUUUGCUUUGGAGAAUACCAGAUGCAAUUGCAAAAACAAGAAGGACAAUGUGAAGACUACUUUAACAUCUGCUUUGAAUUGGCCAGAACGUCACUGUUACAAGAAAAAAAACUAUUUUUAAAAAAACCAGUAUGUGAAAGUAGCAGUUCAUAUACCCAAUUUCCAACAGAGAUGGAUGAGAAUGAAUAAAUUGGAAAAUUCCAUGAAAAAAACAA